Hydra vulgaris (swiftwater hydra) is the source of this 1725-nucleotide messenger RNA. The record is from RefSeq and is a predicted model, not a curated record. NCBI's taxonomy places the organism in Eukaryota, Metazoa, Cnidaria, Hydrozoa, Anthoathecata, Hydridae.
UGAGACUAAAUUAACAUAAAUACAAACAUUUUUUUUUUUUAUUGUGAAUAAAAUGCGACGCUAUUUUCAUUUUCCGUUUUCAAUUUUCAAACAAGAUCGAUGUCAUACAGCAUGCAAUAAAUCAGACUUCAAAGCCUUUGUGGUUUCAAAUUUUGUUUUUUAUCAAUUAUUUUUUACAAUUUGUUAAAUGAAAACAUAUAAGACCAAUACAUCAAAUUGUCAGAACGAAACAGAUAAAGCAAUGCAAAUUGUGUUUUAAUAAAAGUGAAAAAAAAAAAAAAAGUGCGAAGCAGCAAAAUCAACUAACAGCACUAUCAGCAGAAGUUACGAAGAGAAUGAUUUGGAACGUAAUAUUAAAAGCCAUUUUCUACACGUUCACGCUGGUUUUUGGGUUUAUAGGUAACGCGUUCGUAAUAUAUUUUUUUAGCCUGAAAAUGAAAAGAGCUUCUGAAUUUCGCUGGUUGGUUGUUCAUCUUGCAAUUUCUGACGGAAUUUAUUCUGUGAUUACUCCUUUCCAGUUUCUUUAUUUGCUACGUAAUAACCAUGAAUGGAAAUUAGGUUUAUUAGCAUGCAAGGUGCUUAGUUGCAUUGGUCCACUGACUGUCAACGUAAGUUCAUGGAUUCUAUGUUUGAUGGGUUUUGAACGAUAUCGAGCAAUUUGUCACCCGUUUUCUAAAAGGCUGUCACGCACCAAUAUUCAUUAUGUAGUUUUAAUAAUUUGGAUUGUAUGCAUUGGGAUCAAAAUCAAUACGUUUUUACGUUUAACUGUAGAAGCAGGAGAAUGUUAUCCAUCAUACGAAAGCAUAACUGAAAAUAUUGCAAACUCUUUAGUUGCAUUACUAGCCGACAGUUUGAUACCAAUGGUUUUGCUUUCAUAUUACCUGGUACGCGUAAUGCUAGCUUUGCGCAUGAGAUCUAAAUAUUUUCUUGAUAUAAAAAUUAACAAUCGAAACGUAAAGGUUACUAAAACUUCACUUAUUCUGACGACUAAGGGUUCAGAAACAAUUAAUAAAGAACGAAUAAAGCCAGAAAAAGAGAUUUCCUUUAGUAAUACUGAGAAUUUCAUUAAACGAAGAACUAAUUCUUGUUUUUCAGAUUGUAGAAUGAAAACAGUUUCGUGGUGGAAAACCAUGUUUAAAAGGCGAAACCCGUUUUUUAACUCUAAAUCUUUAAUAACUAAAAAACAUUCGCCUUCAAUUCGUUUAGAUAAACGAGGCAGCCAUGAUUCAGCAGAUCGUGCUGUCAUAAAAGUGUUCUUGAUUACCGUAAUAAUCUUCUUCUUAACUACAUUUCCAUACAAUGCGUUUUAUUUUAUUGUUAAUAUGUUGUAUACUUAUUAUUUUUCGAAUUUACAACUUGAAAAGUACAACAAAGGACUUUUAGAAGCUAACGACUGGUUAGGGCUUUUAGUUCUUUCGGGUAGUGUCACAAAUAUUCUCAUAUACAGUGGAAAGUUUCCGGACUUUCGCAAUCAAAUAAAGUUAUGGCUGAGUCCAAAAAAAGACGAUCAAUUUACUUUAUUAACUACAACAUAAUUUUUUUAUUUUGAUGACGAGUGUAUACGUAUAUAAUAAAAACAAUUUAAUUUCUGUCUAAUUUAUUAUAUUAUACAGUGCCGGAUAAAGGAGGGGAGGCUAGGGAUUACAGCCCUGGGCCCCGCAAAUUUAGGGGCCCCCAAACAUUUUAGAGGAUUUUUUUUUAGUCAUUUUUAGGUUCUGGCCCAUA